CGGAAGAAGCAUGGCUGCCCCCUGCGUCUGAGCACGCUCUCGGCGCGGACCUCCGGCAUCAUGCAGUCCGAUGACGUUAUCUGGGAUACUCUCGGAAAUAAGCAAUUUUGUUCCUUCAAAAUCAGAACCAAGACCCAGGGGUUCUGCAGAAAUGAAUACAGCCUCACAGGGCUGUGUAAUCGGUCCUCUUGUCCUCUGGCCAACAGUCAGUAUGCCACCAUCAAAGAAGAGAAAGGCCAGUGCUUCUUAUACAUGAAAGUUAUAGAACGUGCAGCUUUUCCUAGGCGUCUCUGGGAACGGGUCCGGCUUAAUAAAAAUUAUGAGAAAGCACUGGAGCAAAUAGAUGAAAAUCUUAUCUACUGGCCCCGUUUUAUUCGACACAAAUGUAAGCAGAGAUUCACCAAGAUUACCCAGUACCUAAUUCGAAUUAGAAAACUUACACUCAAGCGACAGAAGAAACUUGUUCCUUUGAGUAAGAAGGUGGAGAGAAGAGAGAAAAGGAGAGAGGAAAAGGCAUUAAUAGCGGCUCAGCUGGACAAUGCUAUUGAAAAGGAAUUGCUGGAGAGACUGAAACAAGAUACGUAUGGAGACAUCUACAACUUCCCCAUUCACGCCUUCGACAAGGCCCUGGAGCAGCAGGAGGCAGACAGUGACUCGUCAGACGCUGAGGAAAAUGAAGAAGAUGAAGAAGAAGAUGUAGGGAAAAGAGAGUUUGUAGAAGAUGACGAAGUGGAUGAAAGUGAUAUAAGUGAUUUUGAGGAUAUGGAUAAACUGGAUGCCAGCAGUGAUGACGACAAGUCCUCCAGUGAGGAAGAAGAAAAAGCCAAACACAAAGGCAAAACACCGUUGAAAGGACCUUUUCGGAGAAAACGUGCCUAUGUGGAGAUCGAGUAUGAGCAGGAAACAGAGCCAGCAGCCAAGUCCAAAACCACGUGAUUUCCCUUUGUGUUUUAACAGGACCAACCUUUUGAAAUCUUUGGUUUCUUUUAUCUAAAACGACUUUCAGUUUUUGCUCCUUGUACUUAGAACAGUGUUUGUGAGUUUUUGGUUUGUUUUUUAAUUUAUGCCCCUCUGUGGGGCAAAAAAUACUAAUAGAAUGACAUUGUUGUGAACAGAGAGAGUAUUUUUAUAAUACUGGCAUAUGUGUUAAAAUAACAGCUUGAGCCCAAGCAGCUCAACAGAUGAGUCUGUGGAUAUAAACAUUUCUAAAUUAUAAACUGUCUCCUUGGUGUAU
Sorex fumeus (smoky shrew) is the source of this 1234-nucleotide messenger RNA. RefSeq names its product MAK16 homolog (gene MAK16). The record is from RefSeq and is a predicted model, not a curated record. The transcript has 10 exons. Bases 61 to 936 code for a protein of 291 amino acids. Lineage: Eukaryota; Metazoa; Chordata; Mammalia; Eulipotyphla; Soricidae. Gene Ontology annotation, cellular component: preribosome, large subunit precursor; nucleolus. Gene Ontology annotation, biological process: maturation of 5.8S rRNA; maturation of LSU-rRNA.